UGCACCCUUCAAUCAUGUCUUUGAUGAUGAAUCAGCAAGGUGCCACUUUUUGACCAUUGAAAAAAAAAAAAAAAAGAAAAAGCAACUUUGAUUAUCUCUGUAGCCUUUUUUUUCCUCUUCUUUUAUUCUCUCUUUUCCAGACCACACGCUUCUUCAUCUUCUAAUUGGAAAUCUUCUCUUCAUUGUUCAACGAAAAUUUUAUUCCUUGGAAGUGUUCUUGAGCUUCCAUUUCAGCAAUUCCAUUCUCAAGUUUGCCUUUUUUGGCGAAUACAACAGAAACGGAUACUUGCCUAUUAGGUGUUUGCUAAAAUGCCACAGUAUCAACCAUCUAAAGAAACUUCAAAGCUUGAUGCUUUUUUGGGUCUAGAUAAUAAGGCCCUGUUGAAAGUUGCUGAGAAAUUGGAGCUGAAGGUGAUGAUUGAGGAAAUGGAAUCUUCAACAAGCAUUGAUGAUGUUCCUGCAGUGUUCAUUUGUCCAAUUUCACUUGAGCCAAUGCAAGAGCCAGUGACACUUUCAACUGGCCAAACCUAUGAAAGAUCCAACAUCGUCAAAUGGUUCUCACUUGGCCACAGAACUUGCCCCAUAACAAUGCAAGAGCUUUGGGAUGAUGAUGAUGGUGGUAAUUCUCUCACACCAAACAACACUCUCAGCCACUUGAUCCUCACUUGGUUCUCUCACAAGUACAUAGCCACGAAGAAGAAAUUGGAGGAUGUUCAAGGUAGGGUUUCGGAACUCUUGGACACACUCAAGAAGGUUAAGGGUCAAGCUAGAGUUAGAGCUCUUAAGGAACUUCACAAACUUGUUGAAUCUCAUGUUGAAGCAAGGAAGUCAGUGCUGGAGAAUAAUGGGGUUGCUUUGGUUUCUUCACUUUUGGGUCCAUUUACUUCACAUGCUGUUGGGUCAGAAGCAAUUGGGAUAAUUGUGAAUUUUGAUUUGAGUUCUGAGUUGAAGAGGGAUUUGGUGAAUCCAGCUAAGGUGUCAUUGUUGGUUGAUAUCAUGAAUGAGGGAACAAUUGAGACCAAGAUGAAUUGUGCAAAGUUGAUUCAAAUUCUGCUGAUGGAAGGUAAAAACGACAUCCAAAAUUAUGAGAUUGUUUCAAGUUUGAGUCUUUUGGUUGGGUUAUUGAGGCUAAUUAGGGAUAAGAAACACCCAAAUGGGGUCUUAAUUGGUCUCAAAUUACUCAAAUCUAUAUGUUCAUCAUAUGAAUCAGUUAGAAGCUCAGUGGUAAGCAUAGGAACAAUUCCUCAAUUGAUUGAGUUUUUACCAAAUUGGAACAAUGAGUGCUUAGAGAUAGCACUCUAUGUUCUUGAGUUGUUGUCAACAAUUCCAGAGGGUAUUUUAGCAUUGAAGCAGUGUCCAAAGAUUGUUCCAAAUGUGGUGAAGUUGUUGAUGAGAGUCUCAGAGAAUUGCACACAAUUUGCAUUGUCAAUAUUGUUGGCUAUUUACAAGAUUGCCCCUGAAGAAUGUGCAUCACAGGCAGUGGAAGCUGGUUUGGCACCAAAGCUGUUGCUAGUGAUUCAGAGUGGAUGCAAUCCAGUGUUGAAGCAGAUGUCUUCUGAGUUCUUGAAAAUGUGCAGUUUGAAUUACUCUGCUAAUAUCUUGAUUUCAAAGUGUAUGCUUACCACAACAAUACAAUGAAAAAUAAAAUAGAAAUUUGUUCAUAGCUUCAUGUAAUUGUUCAUAUCUUUUUGAAAUUUAGAUUUCUUUGGUCUUUGCUUAUUCUUGUUAAACUUAGAGCAAUUUUAAUCUAUGGUGUAUAAUAUAACUAGUUUUGUGUAGUUUG
Molecule: messenger RNA, 1783 nt
Organism: Arachis stenosperma
Lineage: Eukaryota; Viridiplantae; Streptophyta; Magnoliopsida; Fabales; Fabaceae
Product: U-box domain-containing protein 30-like
Exons: 1
Coding region: 310-1638 (442 amino acids)
Biological process (GO): protein ubiquitination
Molecular function (GO): ubiquitin protein ligase activity
Source: RefSeq, a predicted model, not a curated record